Paramecium sonneborni is the source of this 6271-nucleotide messenger RNA. NCBI's taxonomy places the organism in Eukaryota, Ciliophora, Oligohymenophorea, Peniculida, Parameciidae. The record is from the annotation of a GenBank genome assembly.
AUGUAAACUUUGGCUCCAAAAAAACUUAGGAUGUAACUAAAUAUAUUUGCAUGUGAUUUAUAAUUUUGUUAUAUUCAUGUUGGAAAAUAAAAAUAAUAAAAAUAAGAAUUGAUAAGAUAAUAGCAACACAAAAGAGAAUUGAAAUAAUUAUAAAAGGUGGAAGAUGAUUAAUUCACAAUAUAAAAUUAUUAAAAAUUUAUUUAAUCAUUUUUAUAUAUAACUUUAAGUAACACUGCUAAUUUAUAAAAUAAUUAAAUUAAAUUUAUGAAUAGUCUGAAUAGUGUUCAUUUAGAUAAUAUUAAUACUACAGGAUAAUAAGAUACUUCAAUGUGUAAAAAUCCUUAAGUAAAUCAGGAUUGCGAUUCCUCCUCUAUUAUUUUACUCAAAAAGAUUGAAGCUCCAAGCCCUGACAUACCUGGUUUUGGCCAAUCAGUUUUUAAGCCCUUUCAAAAAUUAAUUAUUUACUAUCAUAUUGGAUUUUUCAUGAAAAAACUGUUAAAAUUUAUCAAACCUGAUUAAUAAUUUAAACCAAAGCACUUUAAGCUGAUUGAUGAUAAAAGUUCAGGAAAUAUCAAAGAUUUUAUAAGUUAUACAGGAAAAUCAAAAGUUUAAGUGAUGCAAUAUCCUAGUCUAGAUGAGGUUAAUUUCUUUGUAAGAAUGAAAUACUUAUAUAGACAAUAUCUGAUAAAUGCUUAACAAAAAAUCUUUUUCUUAUUCGAAUAAAUUCCUUUAAUCGAUCCUUCGUUUAAAAUUAAAAUUAUUUGGGAUCUUUUAUUGAACUGUUUUAGAAUAUAUUUGAUCUAUAUUAUACCCAUAAUAAUUACAUUUGAAGAAUUGAUUGAAAAUUAUGAUUAUCUUAUAAUAAUAUCUCAAGUAGUAUUUGCUAUAGAUUUAUUAUUAAGAAAUAUUACAAUCUAUUAUGAUUAAGGUUUGCCUGUUAUUGAUAGAUAUUAAAUUGUCAAAAAUCAAUAUCAUUUCACUAAUUUAAUUGAAUUACUUCAAAUAUUUUUGCUUUUCGGAAUGGCUUAUUUAAAUUUAGAUUUUAAUAGUCAAUUUAUUUUAUUCCAAGGAUGGCCUAAAUUUUGGAUGCUACUUUACUUUAUACAAUUAAAAAAUUUAUUGAAUUUUAUAGGAUCAUGGUAAUAACAAUUUAUAAUGGGAUAAUUAGCAUCAUCUUUAAUAGAAUUGUCUAAAUUAAUUGGUUUGCUACUUAUAAUUUAACAUAUUUUUAGUUGCAUCUGGCUUAUCAUAGGAAGAUAUAAUCAAAUCUCUGGUAUUACUAAUUGGAUUUCAGCAUUUAAUUUAGAUAACUUACCAUGGAGUGAAUUGUAUAUUGAAUCAAUGUAUUUUACAAGUGUUACUAUGUUCACUGUUGGAUAUGGAGACAUACAUCCAAUAAGUAUUUCUUUUAUAAAUUAUUAAAGAUACAUCAGAGAAGAUAUUUGUAUUUCUAUUUGUAUUUGCUUGUACCUUUUAAUUAUCCUUCAGUUUAAAUACUAUUGGAGAAAUUUUGACAAGAAUGAAAAAUAAUAAUGACAUCAUAAAUAAAAAAUUAAUCUUUAUCAAUCAGUAUAUGCAUACAAAAAAAAUUAGUCAUCAAUUAUAAUUUUAAGUCAGAGAAUAUCUUAAUUAUUAUUGGUAUUAAGAAUAAACCUAAUAAACUAAAGAAUAAACUGAUAUCCUAAGUUAAUUAUCAGAUGAUUUAAGAAAACAAAUAGCUGUUGAAUCUAAUAGUGUAAUGCUUAAAAAUUGUGAAUUUUUUCAUAAAAAUUUUUCAAAUGAAUUUUUAAAUGAAUUAUUGAAACAUCUUUAAUUUUAAUCAUUUCAACCUUCUUCAACUUUAAAUAUAUUCAAUGAUGAUGAUUAUUUUAUACAUAUUAUAGAAUCUGGAUAAGUUGAUAUUUAUGCUAAAAACUAAGAUAAAAAAGUUUUAAUUGGAAAUUUUAAGGCAGGUGAACAUUUUGGAUUAAAUGAAUUUAUAAGUAAUUAGAAAUCUUUUAAUUAUGAAUACAAAAGUUCAGGAUUUGUAAGUACAUUAGUAAUUCCAAAAUCUAAAUUUUACUAAUUAAUAUAAAAAUAUUAAGUUGAUUAUGAAACUUUUUGGAAUUUGAAAAUUAAUAAUUAUUGUGAUUCGAAAUGUGGCAUAUGUGAUUCACGAAGACAUCCACCAGACUAAUGUAAAUAAGUUCAUUACAUACCAGAUAAAGAAAAGGUUAUCAAAUAAUAUAAUUUUUAUUAAAGUUAAGAGAGAAUUAUGUUUUUGAGAAAUUCUAGAAGAAUCAGAUAACUUUAUCAUGCUUAAACCGAUUAGGAAAUAUUGAGGGAAGCAGCUUAAAUGGUAAAAGUUAAAAACGAUAGUUUAUUUUUCUAAAAAUAUCAAUAUAUAUAGGAUGAUACAACUCAAUUUGAAAGUCAAGGUUAGAUAUAUAUAAAUAUAAAUAGAAUUAUUAAAUAAAUAAGAUAUUGAAUCAGUUGGUGUACUGAUAAAGGAUCUUGAGAGUAAAUCUUAUUUUGAUUUCUGUCAAAAAUCUUAAAUAAAAUCAGAAAAAGAAAUUUAUGAUGGAAAACUAAAUUUAUCAUCAGAAUUAAUUACAUUGAAGGCACUUAAAGAUAAAUUAAAUCAUAAAGAUCUUUACACAGAGAGAGAUUUAUAAUAGAUUGAAUAUCAAAUUCAAUUGUUAUAAUUAAAAUUAAAUAUUGAAGAUAGAUUAGAAUUAGACAAGAAAAAGGAAUAUCAAACUUUUAAUCAAAAAUCUAAUAUUAAUAUGGUUUUAAAGAAACUAAUAAGUCCUGUUCGAUAUAUAAUGGUUUCGGCAUCUAAGAGCUUGGAUCAAUAUUCCUUAAUAAGUGGAAAUAAUUGGAUAAAAUAUUUAUUUUAUCCUUAUGAUUUUAUUAAUUAGUAUAGAUUCAAUAUAACUCGAUAGGGAGUGCCUAGAAAAUCUCUUGUAGUUCGAUAACAAGAACAUAGAUUAUCAAAUGCAUUACUAAAAAAAAAAUAAUAACAUCGUUCCUUAAAAAGAUAAAUUUAAGUAUUUCCUAUAAAAUGAAUAAAGAUGGUAUUAAAAAGAUUUAUAAUGUUAUAUUUCGUUACUAUUUAAUAAGAUUCGUUUUAAUGGUCAUAUUAUUUCAAUUCACAUUUCAGAUACAUAAUUAUUUUAUAUAUUAAAAAUUUAAAUUAAUUUAUUUAUCAUUUUACUAGAAAUGAAACAACCAGUCUCACUUUUCACUUAAAAUACUUUUUCUAGAAAAAUGAAUUAAGAUGAUGUAAAUGAAAUUCAAGACAGAUCAGGUUUUGAGAUUUUAAAUAUGGAUGGUUAAAAAAGAUAUAAGAAUAAAUUAUCACCUAUGGUUCAAUCAAAUUCUGAACAUCAUGAAUAAUUGAUUUUACAAUAUACUAAUCCUUAAUAACUCAUUACUCCAAAAUAUGAAAAUAUUACUGAAAGACUUUAAACAUUUGCUUAGACUGAGUAAAUUAAGUAAUCAAAAUCAUUUCGAAAAUUGAUUGUUUAUUUUCAUCAAAAAGACUUUAUAAAAAUGCUAUUGGCUCCAUAUAAAUUAACAACAUCUUUUACUCUUAAACAUUUCAAUUUAAUUAAUGAUUUAGGGGCUUCCUUUAAAUAUCAAGUUGGCAGAUAUAAUGAAAAUUAAAAAAGUUUGAUUCAUUAAUACAUCUAAUUAAUUGAUAUAAGAAUUUAGAUAAGAUUAAAAUUAAGAACAAUAAAAACUACAAUCAAACAUUACUUAUCUCAUAUCCAUAAUGAAAUUCCAUUAAUAGAACCAAUGAGUAAUCCUAAAUUUUUUUGGGAUUUGAUAUGUUUUUCAAUUAGAAUUUAUUUAAUUGUAAUAAUUCCAAUAUUGAUGGCAUUUCACAAUCAAAAUUUUAUUGAUUAACAAUAGAUUCCAUUAAUUUUAUUUUCUAUAUCUUUAAUUUUUGAUAUUAUAAUGAGGGCAUUUACUGUGACAUAUGAUUAAGGAUUACCUGUAAGAGAUCGAUAUAUAUUAUUUAAGAAAUAAUUGAACUUCUCAACCUUAUUGGAGUUAUUUAGUUUUAUUUAUACAAUAAUAAUAAGUAUAUCUUCAGAAAACAUUAUUGAUAAAAAUAUAAUAGGAGAUGGAUGGCCAAAAUUUAUAUUAUCUUUAUUAUACAUAUAAGUGGCAAACAUAUUAAAAUUUAUUGAUAUUUCUUAAUAUUCUUUUAAGCUUAGCAGAAUGUCUACAUCAAUAGUAGAGUUGAUCAAAUUAAUAACAUUAAUACUUUUGGUUUAACAUGUGUUCAGUUGUGUAUGGCUUGUUUUUGGUAUUUAAUGUUAGGAUGCAUAUUAAUAAUCUUGGAUGGAUAAGUUUGAAAAUAAUUAAUGGUCAUAUUAAUUUCUUUAAUCCUUUUAUUUUAUUUGUGUUACUACAUUUACAGUUGGAUAUGGUGAUUUGACUCCAAAAAGUAUUUAUUUUUAAUAAUUCAGAUCCUCCUGAAUAAAUUUUUACUAUUGUUUAUAUGUUUUUAUGUAUGUUGUUGUUUUCAUACACUGUGAAUACUAUAGGAAGUAUAUUAACAUAGAUUAAGGAGAGUAGUGAUAAAAUUAAGACAAAGUUAACAGCCAUUAAUUAAUAUAUGCAUAACAAGUAAAUUAGUCCAGCUUUACAAUUUAAGUAAAUAUAUAUUUAAUAUAAUUAAAGAGUUAGAGAAUAAUUGUAUUUUUAUUUAAAGUAAGAAGUUAUUCAAUAAGUCAAUGAAUAAUCAGAAAUUAUAUCAAUGCUUCCAGAAGAAUUGUAACAUAGUCUUCGCAUUGAAGCUGCUAAAUCUCUGAUUAAUAAAUGUCCUUUUUUUAGUGAUAAUUUUUCAAAUGAAAUUUUGAAUUAAUUAUUGGAAGAAGUCAAUUUUUAAAUCUUUUAACCGGGGGCUACAAUUUAAUCAAAAGAUGAAUUCUUUAUUCAUAUAAUUGAAUAAGGAUAAGUUGAAGUAUUGUAUAAGAAAGUAUUUUAUUCUAUUAAAUUAUCACUAGAAAAUUAUAUAAACUCUAGAAAGAUUUGAUUAUUUUGGAUUAGAAGAAUUUGUUACUUAACAAUAUAAUCCUAAUUUUAUAUUUAAAAGUAAUGCCUUUACUAGUGUACUCUCUAUUCCAUAUUCAUAUUUUCAUAAAAUUCUAUCUUAGAAUGAUCUUGAUAACUAAAAAUAUCACAAUCUAUUAAAUUCUCAAUCUUGUAUUUCUAAUUUUUGCUUCAUUUGUAAGGCAAAAAGACAUUCAACUUAAUAAUGUUCUUUAGUUCAUUUUCUUCCAAAUAGAGAAGUUGUUAUAAAAAGAUAUCUUUAUAGAAAAAAAUAAAAAAAAAGAAUUAAGUAAGACAGAAGAAUUAGGUAAUUAUCAAUUAAUGAAAUUGAUAUUGUAAAUGAAUCAAAUUAAAUUAAAAAAAUUUAAUUUAAAAAUGCAUAUCUAAAUUAAAAAAUGAUAGAAUCAACUGUGAAUAAGUUUUAAAAUGACAAUUAAAUUGCUUUAGAAACUCUAUUUCCAACUAUUGAAUAACCAAUGAGUUUAGAUAGUUAAACUGAAUCUGAAAAUGAAGAUGCUGAUGAUAUUAAAGAUUAAAGUUUUUCAUAAUAAAAUCCUCAUUCAAGAAGAGGUAGCAAAUAAAUUCAUACCAUUUCUUCUAAAAAUCUACUUUAAUAUUAAAUUUUUGAUAAAAUUAAAAAUUAAAGAUAGAAUCGGUUGAUUUAACCUUAAUAAUAAUAAUUCUUAAUGUCUCAAUAUGGAUAAAUUAAUCAAAAUCAAAAUAUUAAUACAAAAUAAUAGCUUAAAAAAUUACUAUUAAAUAAAUAAGGUUAAGUUGAUAAUGAAGAACAAAUAGCUUAGAUUUAAGAAUUAAACUUUUUUAAUGAACUAAGACAAAAGAUGAAUAAUUUACUAUUAUUUCCGAAAAAAGAAUAAGAAUAAAUUGAAUUCUGGUAUAAGAAAAUUUUAAAUCUUAAAGAAAAUUUGCCAGAUAUGUAAGAAUUUGAAAUAUUAAAAAAUUAUGAAGUCUUUAAUAGACAAUGGAAUGUUGAUUUAGUUGUAAAGAAAUUAUCUUAAAAACAAAAAAAAUUCAGAGGAUUUAAGAAACUUAAAAGAUUCUUACUAUUCCCCUUUCUUUAUGUAAGCAAAUAUUUAGAUAAAAGAGAUUCAAAUGACCCUAAUAAACAAGUAGAAAAAUUAAAAAAAAAAAGUAAAAUUAAAAAUAAAUAUAAGGACCUGCUAGACCAAAAGUAAUCAAAAAGACUAGAGUAAGUCCUAAAACAUGA